This is a messenger RNA of Emys orbicularis (European pond turtle), 2433 nucleotides long. It is a transcript of the gene UNC93A, whose product is annotated as unc-93 homolog A. The record is from RefSeq and is a predicted model, not a curated record. The transcript has 9 exons. Bases 749 to 2131 code for a protein of 460 amino acids. NCBI's taxonomy places the organism in Eukaryota, Metazoa, Chordata, Testudines, Emydidae.
GUUUUGCAGAGCAGCCGUGGUACAAGCCGCUGUUGUUCACAAACAGGAACUGCCUGCUCCUUUCAUUAGAAAAGGUCCAUAUCACAACAGCGGCAUGUGCUUUUUCUUAGCAGUGCUCGGUCCUGCUGAGUCAGAGUCACCUUGUAUGCAGCCAAGCAAAAGCCAGUAAAACGGGCAUUAAUAAAGUUGUUCUGAGCCACGCAAAAGAGCAGAGGUAAUGCAGAUGUGAACUGCUCAGAGGCAGGAUAUUUUUAGAAGAUAAGACGUGGAUGGGCUGAAGGCUUAGCAGAAGAGAGCUACUGCAGGUAGAGAAGUGAAUGCAAUACGCAUACUAGAGAAACAGACUACUUCAUAUUUGGGGAGCUCCCCGCUGAAUUUAAUGUCCUACUGGAUCUGUGACACAAAGAUUAAGUCUGGCACCCUGACUGAGCAAGCAGGAAAUGCUUCUUUGUCCUGGCUCUUUGGGAUUCAGGGGAGGAGCCCUAUUGUGUGAGAGCACCCUGCCCCAAGCCAGUCCCAGCCUCUACUACAGGACCAGCACAGGUUAACUGAACAACUGGACUCAGCAGAGGUGGCAGCUGCUGUGAGCCUCCUGCAAGUAAGGACCACACAGCCCCAUGGAUGUGCAGAUGCAGUGAGAAGUUGAUCCUUACCAACAAGCAGACCUUGUUUUUCCCUCCCUAAGCACCAGCUGGGCCACUUGGAUCACCACCUUUAACUGUCAGGCGUUUAUCUUCUAUGAACCAACAUGGAAAGCAAUCUUAAGAAUGUUCUUGUCAUUUCUUUUGGAUUUUUACUUCUAUUUACUGCUUAUGGAGGGCUGCAGAGUCUGCAGAGCAGUCUCCACUCUGAAGAAGGUCUUGGCGUUGCCUCACUAAGUGUUAUCUAUGCAGCUCUCAUCCUCUCUUCCAUGUUUCUCCCUCCAAUCCUCAUUAAGAAGCUGGGCUGCAAAUGGACCAUUGCAGGCUCUAUGUGCUGCUACAUCACAUACUCCUUGGGCAACUUCUAUGCCAGCUGGUACACGCUAAUCCCUACCUCCAUAAUCCUGGGACUUGGGGGAGCCCCUCUGUGGUCUGCUAAAUGCACCUAUCUCACAAUAGCUGGCAAUUUGUAUGCCCAAAAGGCAGGGAAAAUUGGAAGAGAUGUCAUCAAUCAGUAUUUUGGGCUCUUCUUUCUCAUAUUCCAGUCUUCUGGAGUCUGGGGAAAUCUUAUUUCAUCUUUGAUAUUUGGCCAGACUACCACCACAGUAGCGGAAGUCUCAGAAGAAGACCUGAUGUGCUGUGGAGCAUAUGACUGCAUGACAAAUGCUACAACUAACACCACUGCAUCGAGUGGGCCAACCAAGACCUUAAUCUAUAUCCUGUUGGGUGUCUACACUGGUAGUGGUGUGAUAGCUGUGCUGCUGAUUGCUCUAUUUCUGGAUCAAAUCAAAGCCAACCAAGCAGAGAGUGAGACAGAAAAAAUGCAGACACAGUCCUUUUGGUCCACAUUCCUAGCAACUUUCCAGCAUCUUAAAGAUAAGCGACAGUGUCUCCUAAUCCCGCUGACAAUGUACAGUGGGUUUGAACAGGCAUUCCUUGCUGGUGACUAUACAAAGGCAUAUGUGACCUGUGCCCUGGGGAUACAUUUUGUUGGUUAUGUGAUGAUCUCCUUUUCAGCUGCAAAUUCGUUCUGCUCUCUGUUCUUUGGAAAGAUUUCCCAGUUUACUGGCAGAAAAGCCCUAUUUGCAUUAGCUGCAAUUACAAACCUUGCCUGUAUAAUAGCACUAUUGCUGUGGAACCCUCACCCAAACCAACUUGCUGUAUUCUUCAUAUUCCCUGCUCUUUGGGGCCUAGCUGAUGCCAUCUGGCAGACGCAAACCAACGCACUCUAUGGAGUUUUAUUUGAGAAGCACAAAGAGGCAGCCUUUGCUAAUUAUCGACUCUGGGAGUCAUUGGGAUUUGUCAUCGCCUUUGGAUACAGCACCUUCUUACAUGUUUACGUCAAACUGUACAUCGUAAUGGCUGUGCUGGUGGUGGCUAUAGUGAUGUAUGGGGCACUUGAAUACCUGGAAGCAAAGGACUUGCCUGGAACACCUACCACUGUGAAGGAGGAAAUAACAGGAUCUGUAGUCCAGCAAACACGCCUUUAAACCCAACAGGAUCAGAGCGGUGGAAACAAAGAAUGCUGGGCAGCUCAGCACAACUGAUUUCUUUAAGGGAGAUUCAAAGUGUUCAGUCAGAUUUUAGAAGAAUAUAAAGGAACUGUUUUCCCGGUCAGGCUAAUAUAAAGAAAUAGGAAUAAAUCUCCUUUCAUACCUCUGGUUUUUAAAAGAUUAUCUGACUUUGUCAUUUCACUCAAACUCUUACUAAUAAUGACCAACUAUUUUUUUAAAAAUUGUAUUGGAUUUUUUUUUACAAUAAAAUAAAAUUUUAUUAAACAUGAUAAAAAACC